AUGGCAAACGCCCGCGACCGGCUGGAGGCGCAAUGUCUAUCGGCAGCCGAGCAGAUAGUAUCGGAGUGUGGUGUUGUUCUGGAAACUGAGUCCGUUGGUACCGCUCUGGCAGACUGUGGAGAGUCUUUGGUCCAGCUUCUCCAACGUCAGGCUUUGCAACUGCUUCGACUCGGGGAGCUUCGGGGACCCAAAAGCGCAACGACCUCUUGUUCCGGGCCAAAAGCAGACAAGGACAAGGCGUUGCUACUGAAACGUCUGGACGAUUUGAUAGCCGUGUCUUACGCGAAGUUCUAUGCCUAUAUGUUCAAGGAGCUGCCCGUGUGCUGGAGGCAACUCUACACGGAUGCAAGCAUCCUCAAGUUCGCCCUGUUGUACCUCUCUUGGCCGGCUGGCUCGACUUCUGCCGGGGAGCACUCUGACGGGGCAGCAGUCGAGAGACAGCUGGACGAGAUGAUCAGGACGUUGGAUCUCGCCGUGAUACUCGCCGGUGCCGCUGGAGAGAGACGGGGCAGGCGGUGGGUCGACAGGGCAUUUGAGUUGCUUGAAGAGGUCUGGCAGGCAGCGUCGCCAACUCGCCAUUGCUUGCUAGAUUGCCUAGAAGGGCGGCCAUCCAAGCGACCUAAGACAUCAGCGGAGCCCACCUCAAGCUCCUGGCAUGACGCCCCGUCAUUUUCCUCCUACGAGCCAUUCACACCCCCGGUCAAGCGCCCAAUCCGACGGGUCCACGACGUGUCCCUUGAAGACUUCCAAACCUACCUGACGACCCGCGAAAACAACAAACCCGGCCCUCUUCCCCUCAUCAUCACCGGCCUCAUCUCAGACUGGCCCGCCCGGACCACCCAUCCCUGGAACAAACCGGCCUACCUCCUCUCACGUACCUUCCAGGGUCGCCGGCUGGUUCCCGUUGAGCUCGGCCGCAGCUACGUCGACGCCGGUUGGGGCCAGCAGAUCAUGCCCUUUGGCACGUUCCUUGCCGAGUACAUCACCAACGUCACCCCCACUUCGAACGAGGACAAAGAGAACGAAACGAAGGAGAGAAACAGGACAGGCUACCUGGCCCAACAUUCGCUCCUCUCCCACCUCCCGGCUCUCCGAAACGACAUCCUCAUCCCGGACCUCUGCUACACCACCCCUCCUCCUCCUCCUCCUCCUCCUCCUCACCCUACCACCACCACCACCCAUGUAUCACAGGGCCACGACCGGGACCAGGAUAACAACAGGCUUGAAUCCAUCGAACCGACCGCCAACGCCCACAGCGACAGCGACAACGACGACGACGACGACGACGGAGAAGGAGGAGGAGGACCGCAACUCAACGCCUGGCUCGGCCCGCCGGGCACCAUCACGCCGCUGCACACCGACCCGUACCACAACCUUUUCGCACAGGUCGUCGGGCGGAAAUACGUGCGGCUGUACGCGCCGUGGGUGGGCAGCGAGACGAUGCGGGCGAGAGGGAAGGAGGGCGGACUGGAAAUGGGGAACACGAGUUCUGUUGAUGUGGGCGUCGUCGAGGGGUGGGAUCGUCGUCGUCCUGUGUCUGUACCAGUAUCUGCUAAUGAAAGAGGAACUGCUGACGUUGGAGGGGGGGAAGAUGGGAAUGGUGAGGAGGAGGGGAAGAAGGAGGAGGAGGAGGAGGAGGAGGAGGAAGAGGAGGAGGAGUGGAUGGAGGAGUUUAGACGGGUUGAGUACCUUGACUGUGUGCUUAAUGAAGGGGAGGUAUUGUAUAUACCUGUGGGGUGGUGGCAUUAUGUGAGGGGGUUGAGUGUAUACAGCUUGACCAAGUCCGAGAAGAAGAAUUGCCGUGUCUCAUGGCAAAUAUUCAUUUCCACACUAGGCUCUUAAGUGAUGGGG
Molecule: messenger RNA, 1851 nt
Organism: Parathielavia appendiculata
Lineage: Eukaryota; Fungi; Ascomycota; Sordariomycetes; Sordariales; Chaetomiaceae
Product: Clavaminate synthase-like protein
Exons: 3
Coding region: 1-1842 (613 amino acids)
Molecular function (GO): 2-oxoglutarate-dependent dioxygenase activity
Source: RefSeq, a predicted model, not a curated record